Vitrella brassicaformis is the source of this 864-nucleotide messenger RNA. The record is from the annotation of a GenBank genome assembly. NCBI's taxonomy places the organism in Eukaryota, Vitrellaceae.
CGAGAUUCGGUGCCCACUUGAUUGUGUGCACUCGAUGUCGGAGCUAAUACUAGCGAAAGAGAUGGAGAAGUCGUUGAGAAACCUUCGGUCAAGGCGAGCACUCUCGUCCACAUUCGGUGUGAUCUUCUCGAGAUCUGCCGAUUACCUGCGCUGUCCUCUCCCAGCCCUCCUCGCCUGCUCAAGUCCCCCAGAAGCGGCUGCCGCAUUGCAAGCAGCCCACCAUCUCACCGGCAUUGGCGCAAAGCCGCAUGCAGCCUCUUAUUAUGGCGCCCCUGAUCUCCGUCCUCCCAUCAGCAUGACGUCAGCAGCAGGACAUCUGGGCUUCCUGAGGACCAGCCUGUCACCAUUUGCUCUUCCCGCGCCCGUCCCUCUGACUUGCAGCCGUCACCGUGUGAUUGAGGCGCCAUCCAGGCCUCUGCGCAUCGCUGACGACAGCGACGGCAGCCGCCGCUUCAUCGACGAGCCGACGAGUGACACCGCAAAGGAGAUUGGCGACGAUGCCUUGUCGCGACCUGUGGUGGGGUAUGGGUGCAUCGGUCACGAGUCGAAGCUGUAUCGGCGGCGGCGGGCGCAGUUCCACAAGAUCCGUGGGAAGAUUGGCCUGCGUAAGGUGGACUGUGGGUUCUUCUGGCCGAGGUACAAGGCAUUCAGGAGGAAGGUCAAGAUGGGCAGGAAGUUCAUUUGACUUACUUCGCGAUGUUGGGACGGAUAUGGCGGGAGGGAGGAAGGUCUCUGUGAGUGAGCGGGGAUGGGAGCAGUGAGGGACUGAGUGAAUGGAUGUCGCCUCGCUGGCCUGCAUGUAUGUGAUGUGUGGACUCGCUCAUCGGUGAAUGAACCAUCCUAAUGUCAAUGCAUCGAUGUGUG